This is a messenger RNA of Camellia sinensis, 626 nucleotides long. Lineage: Eukaryota; Viridiplantae; Streptophyta; Magnoliopsida; Ericales; Theaceae. The record is from RefSeq and is a predicted model, not a curated record.
AAAUUUCUUCAGUUACAAUGUUAAUAAGAUAUCAUAAAUAGCAGGAAGAAAAAGAUGGAGAGGUUCCAUGGGUUCUGCAUCUGUAUACAGCUGAAAGAUUAUCAUCAUUUGGAGAGGUGGCACUAAUGAAUAACAAACCACUCCAGGCCUCUGUCCGUGCUGUGACAAGUGGAACUCUUUGGGCUUUAAAAAGGGAAGAUUUUCGAGGAAUUCUUACGUCAGAAUUUUCAAAUUUAUCAUCAUUGAAGUUGCUUCGAUCAGUAGAUCUGCUCUCGAGGUUGACAAUCCUACAGCUGAGUCACAUUGCAGAAUCUCUUUCUGAAGUUUCCUUUUCUGAGGGGCAGAUAAUAGCUGAUAGGGAUGAGGCUUUCUUGGGAUUGUACAUUAUCAAGAAGGGACAAGUUAGAAUUACUGUUGAUUACAUUACGGAGAAGUAAUUUGAUUCUGACGAUACAAUUGCAGCAAAUAAAAGCUCUUCUUCAGAGUGUUGGGACUUCUUUCUGCCCUGAUUAUUUAGACUGGUUUGGAAAUGGUGCAACUGAUUCACAUUCCAGAAAUGCUGAUCAAUUUGUUCUUUCAAAAUUUUUACAAGCACAUCCUGCUGAUUUUUCUACCACUAAAUUGCA